GGAACGUUUCGCGUUUCCUGAACCGGGUCACGCACGGCGGCUCAGAUAUCCCAGAGUUCCUGGCGAGAGUUCUUUCUUUUUCCGGCCGGCCAUUUUCUCUCCCGGGAGGUGAGUUCUCGUGCUGGGGGAGGCCUGGUUGGCUAUCCGCCUUCAUCCGUCGCCUGCGCGGGGAUGGGGGACUCCGGGGGCGGACUCCGGGGUUCUAGAGGGUCUUGUGGACGUUACGGAAAGGUUAUGGGGUCCCGGUGGGGAGACUGAUGGGCUCUUGCCUGGUUGUUAGAAGCGAUCCUUUGCGCUCCAUGGAGCUUCUGGAUCUGCCUCGUUAUUUAGAAAGCCCAGCCAGAGCUCAGAAGUGGAGCACACAGGCUUUGCACGCAGGCGGGCCCAAGCUCAGCCUCUGGCGCCUCGGUUAGGACGGCUAGCGGCCCUCGAGGAGAGCAUCCAGUGUUGGGUAAGUGAAGCCAGCGUCCCAGGGGCAUCCGUAGCGCAUUCAUAUAUCGUGGUACCAGGUUCUGUCUCUGGCCAAAAAUUAUUGCACCAAUCAAUAGGAUUUGUAGCCCGGUUAGUCAAGCCACAGCUACAGUAUUUCGGAGUGAUAUUGGCUAGUGAAGAACGACCUACUACAACUCAUUAACUGUAGUAGUUUUGGCUAAAAUGUAAUGUCCUGAAGAAGUGCAGGGUAUUUGUGUUGCUGGGUGUUUUCGUGUUCAUUGAGGAUUUUAUUGUUGACUGCAGAAAUGGUUUCCCCUUUAUGGGAUUUAGUCAAGUGUCGCUCCCUCAGCCUGUAAAGCGAGAAGAGCGCCGCAGUCUGCGACUGGACUUAACUUUCAGGGGUCCUUUACCUUUACCAUUGUAUCCCUGAAUGCUAACGAGCUUUUGAACGUUUUAAACAAGCAGUUUUAAAGCCACCAGCUUUUUCUUAUUCAUAGUGAAAUAAACCAUUUUUCUUCAGCUUAACAGCAGGGUUUGAGUCAGCAUGAGGUAGGUUCCUGUGUGGGGAUGGAGUCUAGUUUAGUGGGUGUAACACAGACUUUGCCUGCAGAAGGCCACUGGUUUAAGCUCUUGGAUAGCAGGACAAGGAAGACUUUGAAGAGCCCCAGCCAGCCAGAUCAGUCAGUACAGUAUUGGGCUCAGUGGAGCAAUGUGCAAAAUCUGAAUGAAGGCAGCCUUGUAAGUUUGGCUGGGAUGACCCCAUAUUUUACCAUUCUGAUAGGGCAUUGGCAAGAGGCUCCAAGUUAGAUCUUUAGUAUCAUUAAAAAAAAUGAAGUCUGUUUAUCCUUCAUACAAUGUGACAAGUCAGUCACAUUCAGAAUGAGACAUUACUUUUAAUAGGCAGUAUGGGGUUGAGGGAUAAGACAAGAGUGAGGGGAGGAAAGGGGAGAAAAAAGAUAUUUAGUAUCUUGAAUACCUUGCUAGAGAAGACUCAGUACUAGUCUGAACCAAUAGCCUGAUCCUAUACAGCAGUUUCAUAUGUAAGGGAGGGCCCCAUAGUUCAGCAGGAGUACAUGUAGAAGGUUCAUUCUCUGGGAUCUCCUGUUGAAGGGUUUUGAACCUUGAAGGGCUGCUGCCAAUCACUGUAGCCAGGACCAGCCAAAAUUAAGCAAGUAGGUAGCUCCUUAUGUUAUUGUAAGGUCUCUUGCAGAAGAGAUGCUGCAGUGAUGCAUGUUUGAUAUUGUUAAACAGAGUGUGGGAUAUUUGAUGAAUGGAUCAAAGCUCUUCCUAAUGUUACUAGUAAAAGGUUUCUUGCAUCAUAACUGCAUUCUGCCUGCAAGUUUCCAACCUUUGGCACAAUUAGGAAUCCAAAUGCUAGGUUUCCAUUGGGCUUAGAAGGGCAUGACAUUAUGUGUCUCCAGUAUACUUCACAGAACUGUUGCAAGGAUAAAUAAUAUUUUGUAUGCUGAAAAGAGAUGUUAAAAUGGAAAUCACAAGGAGUCUAAUCCAUACUGUUUGUAUUUUCAGGGACAUAAGGAGCCAUGGCGCCCAGCCGGAAUGGCAUGAUCUUGAAUCCCCAUUUUCACAAAGACUGGCAAAGACGAGUGGCCACAUGGUUUAAUCAGCCUGCUAGGAAGAUCCGCAGGUGAGGUCUGCUGAGCCCCUUGCAUUUUGUGUUCUUUGUGUCCGGUGCUCGGCUAACAUACAGCUGUCUGGAUAAUGCAAAAGGCAAGCAAGUGUGAGCCUUGCCAUUUUUGGCUUUCUGCAAGACACUUGUUCAGUUCUUCAGCCAGAUGAUGAAAAUUCUCCGGAAUCGCUGUACCACAUUGAUGACCCUUUGAACCCAUAUAAGCUGAUGGCUGUAGCGUUUUUUAUUUCUAUCUACUCAGUUAAAGGAUUGAAAACAGAACUGUCUAUAUCUUAAUGCCUUUAUCUAAAUCUCUGGUGUUACCGCAGUUUAAAUACUGUCUGUAGUUCUGAUUUCCACAUCUCAAAAAUGAUAUUGUUCAGCUGGAAAAGGUGCAGAGAAGGGCAACCAAAAUGAUUAAGGGGUUGGAGCAACUCCUAUAAGGAAAAGUUAGAUUUGCAACUCGUAGUUUGUGGUGGGAGCGAAGGUGAGUAAGGAGGGACAUAAGAGGCAUAAAAUUAUGCAUGAUUUGGAAAAAAGAAGUCAUUUUUUCCCCUCACAUAAUACUAGAAUUCCAGGUCUUCCAGUAAAGCAUACAAAAGGAGCAUAGCUUCACACAUCACAUUGCUCAAACUAUGGAAUUCAUUUGCACAAGAGUGGUGCUAGGAUUUGAUAAAUUCAUGGAAGAUAAGGCUAUCAGUGGCUCCUAGUGAUGGCUAGUUCUGCCUCCACUGUCAGAGGCAGUAUGCUUCUGAAUAGCAGGUGCUAGGAAUUACAUGGAGCAAUUGCACUGGGGACCUGCUUGCAGGCUUCCUUUAGGCGUCUGAUUGGCCACGUUGCUGGACUAAGUGGGUCUUUGGUCUGAUCCAGCAGGACUUCCUUUGUUCUUAUGCUUGCCUUAUGCCUCCUUCCCUUGCAACCAAUCCCAAGUUUAUCUGUAAGGGGAGCUCAGUAAGGGUUAUAUUUGGAGAGACAACAGGUUUAACAUAACCCUUUUGUACUUCUUUCUGCACCCAGGAGGAAGACCCGUCAGGCAAAGGCCCGUCGUAUUGCUCCACGUCCGGUAUCUGGACCAAUCAGGCCAAUUGUGAGGUGCCCCACUGUACGAUACCACACAAAAGUCCGUGCUGGUAGAGGAUUCAGCUUGGAGGAGCUGAGAGUAAGUAAAAAAGCAUAGGUGUCUCUUAACACAUGAGUGCCUGCCUCUGAAAUACAGGUUGUUUUGGCUUGUGGUAUAUGGUAUAUGAGCUAAGAUAUAUCGGAAUCUGAUGUGUUUUGUACAGUGGUUGGUGGGGCUUCCAUAUAACCAAAUAACUUCAUUGAAUCAGAAUUCUUGGAGGAUUAGUUUUUGUAUUUAUAGUGGAAGUUCUUGAAUUAAACAGAUGGAGAGUUUUAUAGCGAUAGUAUAGCUAAUCCCUUUUCCUUCAGAGUGGGUUAUACGAGGAACUUUAGGCAGUUAAAAAUUGAAACCCACACUCUUCUGUUGUCUGUUUCUAAUUGCUUAAAGGACAAGAGUUUAGCCUUACACAUUUUUAUUCAGUAUUUUGGUGGAGAUUUCUUUUUAGGUACUGGAGAAAAAUUGUUUGGCCAGGUACAUUAGCAUCCUACCAGAAGGUCUCUCUUUGUUGCCCUUGCAAGCCACAUGCCGUUUCUUUGAGAGCCUUUCAAUCAGAUGAUGGCUCUGUCCCUGGAAUCUCAGUACCGUGAUUACUUACGUCUUGAAACUUUCCUUCUCUUUGUAAAAAAAAUAAUUAUUAAAGAGUUUCAAAACAAAUAUUUUGUUAAUACAUUAACAGGAAAACAAUUUUUGAAAACAUUGCUAUACUAUUAUAUAAAGUAUCGAUAUUGUUAAGUAGACAAGUAAGAAGUUUUCCAGCUGAUGACUGUUCUGCCUCCAUAGCAGGUACAGGGCUGGCAAUGUACAAGUUGAUUUUACUUGUGGCUUAGGUUAAUAUGCUUUCCCUAGAUGGCUGGCAUCAACAAGAAGUUUGCCCAGACAAUUGGUAUCUCAGUGGACCCCAGGCGCCGGAACAGGUCAACAGAAGCCCUGCAGGCAAAUGUGCAGCGGCUGAAGGAAUACCGCUCUAAGAUCAUUCUCUUUCCCCGGAAACCUUCUGCCCCUAAGAAGGGCGACAGUGCAGUAAGUAUAUAGGGGAGAAUUUCAGGGGAAGUAGGUGUUGCAGGAGAAGGGAGCUUUAUUUCUAAUAAGUCUGGUGGGGCGAAAGCUGUGCUGCAAAGCACACUAUAAAACUCCCAAGGACACAACUUCCAAGGAGUACUUGAUUAUGACUGGGGCACAAAAAAGCCAGUAUAAGAGGCAGAAACACUACCUACUUUCCAUUGCUGGUGGUCAUAUGCUACUUCAGCCACAACAUCACAAGUCUGUUCCAAUACAGCCACCCAAAGACAAGGCCACCCCCAUCCCCUCACCACCAAGGAAAUGUAACAAGCAAAUAGAUAGAUAACCCCCACAUGUGACGCUGACACAAAACCACUAAGUAGAAGCAUUACCACCCCCCUCACCACCCUCCCCCUCUUUUCUUCCCAACCCAAUACUGCAUGCAACACUAAUGUCUCACAACAAAUGAAACUGAUCUGUAGAAAACGCAACUUGAAAAAAGAGAGGAUGCACAUAUAUUUGUAAACUAAGAAAUCUUUAAUAAAAAUUAUUUUUUUAAAAAGUUUGUUCCAGGGCCCUCUUCCUUAGUUGCUAUGAUUCUCAAAGUGUGUACAUAUGUCUUUAAAGACCUUGCAGUUACCUGUAUUGGAGAGAGAGCAGCAGUGUUGAGGAAAAGUGAGAUGACAGCAAUAUAAGGCUAAACUGGAAAUUUUGGUAUUCUUCGUCUUCAACUCUGCCUAACCUUGCCCCUACAGUAAGAUUUUUAGAGGCUCCCUCAGCACUUGUAUGACAUAAUCCAAGCUACGUUUUUUUUUCUUGCUGUCCAAAAAAGGGAGGUGGAAUAAAUAGUUAAGUUAAUUCCUGAACAUUUUCUUCUCACCACAGGCUGAAGAGCUCAAGAUGGCCACACAGCUCUCUGGACCAGUUAUGCCCAUCAAAAAUGUAAGUGACUUCCAUAGAUCUUUCCUCUGAAAUUUAUAGACUUUAUAUCGGGAAAUUUCCUGCUUCCAACUUCAGUGAAAUGGUCUCUUGGGAGCAGCUGUGUUUCUUGGGUGUCAAAUGAUGUUCUGUGACUUAACAAAAAGGAGCAGCUUCAAUGUUGAGUUGGCUACUACUCAUUCACUCAAGCACAGUUAUGUCCUUGGAAUCUUGCAAAACACAAGUUUGCAAUCAAUAUUGAAGGUUUUUGGUUGGUUUUUCGAGUAAGUUUUACAUGAAAUCUGAACAAGUGAAUGGUGGUAGUUGUGAUGCUACUGAAUUUCUAACAGAAAUUGAAUAUUAAGCAGUCAAGUAGGUGGUUAGCCUUGUGGAGUCCUGCUGGGGAUCGUUCUCUUCUAAAGGCCUUACUUCUCACAGUGCCUCUGGGAAGCCCAGCAGCAGCAGGACUUAAAGAAAACAGUCCUCUCUGCUCUUGCUUGUCCUCCAGCAAGAGGUACUCAGUGCUGAAUUUCUAGAUAUGGGCGUUCAAUUUAUUUAUUUUUGUUUUAUUUUAUAGAAAUAAGGUGACUGCCCUGGAAAUCCAGUAUAUUGAGGGGCAGUAUGUAAAUGUAAAAUAAACUAGUAUACAACUAUAGCUAGAAGCCAUUGACUGUCUCCUACUACAUGAAUUUGUCUCAUCUCCUUUGAAAGCCACCUAAGCCAGUGGCUGUUGUCACACCUUGUGGCAGUGGGUUCCACAAGUUAAUUAGUCAUUGAGUAGAAAAGGACUUCUCCUUGUCUAUUCCUCUUGUCUAUCUUGAACCUACAGCCAGUCAGUUUAAUUGGGUGACCUAUGAGCUCUAGAAUUAUGAAAGAGGGAAGCUAUCUACUUUGCUGCUCCCCACCCCUCGAAAAGCCCCAAAUAUUUUAGCCUUCCCUCAUAAGAGAAGAUGCUCCAACCUGUUGGUCAUUUUGGUUGCCUUUCCUGACUCUUACUUCCUUUUUGAGACUGACUGGCCAUAACUGUUCCUCUUAUUCCAAAAGUGGAUAUCCUCUAUGUUUAUAUCCAAGGCCUUAUGCUGCUGACCACCUUCAUUUUUAGUCCCUCUAACUGAUCACUAGAUUCUGCUAGUGAUGCAGAAAAUAUUUUCUGCAUCAUUUAGGCAAUGAAUUUUUCCUGUGCCUGGACUAGCCAUGAGGGUUCCAACUCCACUGUCAAUAUGUCUCUGAACUCCAGUUGCUCAGAAUCACAAGUGAGGGAGGGUGCUGUUGUGCUUAGGUUCUCUUUGUAGGCUUCACAUUAGGGCAUCCAGUUGGCCGCUGUGAGAACAAGACGCAUGACUAAAUGGGACAUUGGCCUGAUCCAGCGGGCUCUUCUGGUGUUCUGAGUGCUGCUGCAGAAAGGGGCGGAGUCUGCAUAUACAUAUUACAUAUGUUGAGCACAUUUUGUCGCGAAAAGAAUUCUGGGCACUGCAAUUUGUUGAGGGUUGCUAGGAAUUGUAACUCUGGGGUAUAAACUCUGCUGCCCAGAAUUCUUUGAAGGAAUGAAUAUGAUUUGGGUGUUCUUUAAAGGUAAACUGUAUAUACAGCCUGUGACUUAAAAGUGUUAGACUGAGCCAUAGUGUGGGUGAAUAUUGAAUGAGAAAUGGGAAGAAAGCAGCAGCUUUUUGGUGUGUGCCCUGAUUGUCUGAUUCUUUCCUUAGGUCUACAAAAAAGAGAAAGCCCGGGUUAUAUCGGAGGAAGAGAAGAAUUUCAAGGCUUUUGCCAGCCUGCGCAUGGCCCGGGCAAAUGCACGGCUCUUUGGCAUCCGAGCUAAGCGAGCCAAGGAAGCAGCAGAGCAGGAUGUGGAAAAGAAGAAAUAAACUCUUUGUUCGGAGCACCUCAAUAAAGGAUAGAUUUGGAACUAU
This is a messenger RNA of Podarcis lilfordi (Lilford's wall lizard), 7003 nucleotides long. NCBI's taxonomy places the organism in Eukaryota, Metazoa, Chordata, Lepidosauria, Squamata, Lacertidae. The record is from the annotation of a GenBank genome assembly.